GAGACGACUCGUCGCCAUGCCAGAAAAGAACCACGAGGAUCGUGUGGCCCACAACUCGGUACCGCUGCUCUUGUCCCUCGUUACAUUGCCUGUUGCCAUUGCUGUCUGGUUCAACGCCGUCUCGAGUCAAGUCCGCGAGCCAUAUCUCGUCUUCCACGUCGGCCAAGUCCAACAAUAUUGUCGUGGAAAUUACUGGCACUGGGAUCCAAAGAUAACCACCCCACCUGGUCUUUAUUUUCUGUCCAUCCUCUUCUAUAAGAUUACGGGCCGCUGUGAUCUGGACGCAUUGAGAGUCGUCAACGCUCUUUCUCUCUUUGCCAUCUUUUUCUUCCUUCUACACACUGCUCCUCCUGUUUCACCGCGUUCUGCUAAACAGCUGCCCUCUCAAAAGUCUACUCUCUUUCUUCCCCUGGCCAAUCUGUGUCCCCAGCAGAUCCAUUCCGCUCUCAACGUCUGCCUGUUCCCACCUCUUUUCUUCUUCUGCGCCCUUUACUACACCGACGUCGCUUCCACUCUGAGUGUCCUUUUGUUUACAAGACAUCUGCUUGAGAACAACUCGCGUGGUCCCAGUUCCUUCUUCCAGGCUUGCAUAUCCAUCAUCUUGGCCGUCAUCUCCCUCUCUUUUCGCCAAACCAACAUCUUCUGGGUUGGUGUUUUCCCUAUUGUCCUGCUGGCACUCGGCGCUCUACAUGACGGAGUCGUGGGCGAAAGACCACACGACGGCAAGUCUGUUGUUUUGCAGGCAUGGAACAACGCCACUUUCUAUGACCCUCAAAUGCGCGAUUCUAUAUUGGACGACUUCUGGCUCACCUGCAUUUCUACUGUGACAUUGGCCUUGCGUGCUCUGUACUUUCCCCGUACACUACUUAGAAUUUUGCGACUCAUUUGGCCUUAUGUUUUUGUUCUUGGACUGUUUGGCUCUUUUGUUCUAUGGAACGGCGGAGUUUCGAACCAUGUCGCCACACUGCAUCUGCCGCAGAUGCUGUAUAUCUGGGCCUAUACCAGCUUCUUCUCUUUUGGCCUUACCUAUCCAUUCAUUGCCCAAGGAUUACUCUCUGUUUUCGCGACCCUUCCGAUUGCGGCCAUCAUGGAACCACUCUUGAUCUUCAGCAGACGCAAGUUUCUGCCUCGAUCUGUAGUCCUUGUCGGUUUCGUCAUGGUAAUCGCAUUGACGGUCAGGUUCAACACCAUUGUACAUCCCUUCACUCUCGCCGACAACAGACACUUCACCUUUUAUGUCUUUCGCUACUUGCUCGCAUAUCCUGCCAUCAAGUAUCUCGCCAUACCAAUUUACAUGUCUUGUGCAUGGUCUGUCCUGCAAGCACUCGGAGCACCUGCCCAACUCUUCGAGAUCAAGGAAGACGAAAAGGACGAUGGCAAGGGCGCUGCAUCCGGACAAAGUCAGAACGAGCGCAAAAACAACGAGCGUGGCCAGCUUCUCCGUCUCAACGAUGCACCCUUUGGCGAGGGCUGCACCAUCAGCUUCGUCAUGGUAUGGAUUGGCGUGUCUGCCUUGCAACUCAUUACCGCNCCUCUGGUAGAACCACGCUACUUUAUCCUGCCAUGGAUUAUGUGGCGAUUACGCGUUCCGCAAGCCCAUCCUGGUGCCUCGCUAAUGACGAGACCGACACACAAGAACUGGAAACAGUGGUGGGAUAAAGAAAGGCAAAGACGAAACAUCGAUCGCCAGAGCUGGGCGAGUUGGUUAUAUACUGUCUUGUGGGCAGAGCAUGAUCACAGACUUUACCUCGAGACGCUGUGGUUCAUCGUUGUCAAUGCGGGUGUGGGCUACAUCUUCUUGAACUGGGGUUUUGAGUGGCCGCAAGAGCCUGGAAAGACACAGAGAUUUAUGUGG
Aureobasidium vineae is the source of this 1855-nucleotide messenger RNA. The record is from the annotation of a GenBank genome assembly. NCBI's taxonomy places the organism in Eukaryota, Fungi, Ascomycota, Dothideomycetes, Dothideales, Saccotheciaceae.